Molecule: messenger RNA, 1407 nt
Organism: Macadamia integrifolia
Lineage: Eukaryota; Viridiplantae; Streptophyta; Magnoliopsida; Proteales; Proteaceae
Product: GDSL esterase/lipase EXL3-like
Exons: 5
Coding region: 75-1193 (372 amino acids)
Cellular component (GO): extracellular region
Molecular function (GO): hydrolase activity, acting on ester bonds
Source: RefSeq, a predicted model, not a curated record
UCCACCAUUAAUAUUAUUAAGAGAAGUAGAGAAGAUCAUCAUCACCCUUCUUGAAAGAAAGACAAGUUUUAGAAAUGAGAACUCUGUUUGUAACAAGUGGUUGUGUUUCUUCUUCUAUAUCUUCAACAUUUUCUGUUCCAUUAGCAGCAUUUGUUAUUGUUUCAUGCUUUCUGUUCCAAAUCAACCAAGCCCUCAUCACUCAACCUAAGAACAACUUCUCGGUUCCUGCUAUAUUUGGCUUUGGAGAUUCAAUUAUAGACCCAGGCAAUAAUAAUAAUCUUCUGACGGUGGUGAAGUGCAACUUCCAUCCCUAUGGCAAGGACUUCAUGGGAGGGAUCCCCACUGGAAGGUUUUGCAAUGGAAAGGUCCCCACUGAUUUCUUUGUUGAAGAGUUGGGAAUUAAGGAGCUUUUGCCUGCAUAUCUCAACCCAACCUUGGGACCUCAAGACCUCCUUACAGGCGUAAGCUUUGCCUCCGGUGCUGCUGGGUUUGAUCCACUCACAUCUGAAUUAGCGUCAGUGUUGUCAUUGUCGGAUCAAUUGAAGUUGUUCGAGAAAUACAAAGAGAAGCUGAUGAUGAUCGCUGGAGAAGAGAGAACAAGGACUAUCAUAACAAAGAGCUCAUAUAUGUUAUGCGCAGGGAGUGACGACAUCGCGAAUACGUAUUUUCCUACUCCUUUUAGGAAAAACUAUGACAUCCCUUCUUAUACUGAUCUCAUGCUUCGUUAUGCUUCAAGUUUCAUUCAGGAUCUGUAUAAUUUGGGGGCAAGAAGGAUCGCCAUUCUGGACAUCCCACCUAUAGGGUGUGUACCAUCGCAGAGAUCCAUAGCAGGAGGGAAAGAAAGAAUGUGUGCAGAGAAAUACAACCAGGCGGCCUUGCUCUUCAACUCUAAGCUAUCUUCCCUGAUCGACUCCCUCAACAAGAAGCUCCCACAGUCUAAUAUUGUCUUUGUGGAUAUCUACAAACCCCUACUUGAUAUCAUCCAAAACCCUAAUUCCUAUGGAUUUGAGGAGGUGAAAGAUGGAUGCUGUGGCACUGGAAAAAUUGAGGUUUCAAUACUAUGCAAUGAGUUGGUCCCUGUGACUUGCCCAGAUGACUCCAAGUUUCUAUUUUGGGAUAGCUAUCAUCCCACUGAGACUGGUUACCGAGUACUCACCACCAUGAUCAUCAAAGAAUACAUCAAUCGCAUCUAAAUUCUACUGUCUUGCCAUCAUCUAGCUUACCCCAUUUAUCUGGGUUUUAUCUUUAUAUUACGUUUGAUCUUAUUAUUAUUGUUUAGUCCUCCUAAUUCCCUCUUUUGAUCCCCCCACCUGAUCGGGUCGCACAAAUAUUAUUGUAUUACAUUAUAGUAAAAUAUCAAGUGUUGAUUAUGCAUUAUGAACACGGGCAAAGUCCUCUUUUUAUAGA